AUGGCAGACCAAGAGACUGACAGGGGAGGUUCGAUGGUUUCUAUGUGUACCCAAUUCGAUUCCUUAACUUAUCUAGAACCAACAUCACUGCAUCUUUCUCCUGCCACUUCUCCUUCUCAAUCAUUUCCUCUACUGAGGAAGAAGGCCUGGCCAGUUGAUGAAUAUGGGACUGUGCUUGUUGACUUGGGAAUAAAACAAUGCCUCUGCAUUGGAAUAGAUGCUGACAAUAAGUUUCAAAAUUUAAAAUUUUCCCUAGAGCCAAAAUUGACUAUGAGCUUCUUAGGUGUUUCUUUGCUGGCAUUCUUCAUCCUCACUAGCAUCCUUCUUGUUUCAUCUCAAAACGAUAAUGAGUAUGAAGAUGUUGUCAAGUCAGUAAAAAAGAUCAACAAGCAUGUUUUGCUAACUAUAAAGAGCCCAGAUGGAGAUCUCAUUGAUAAACGAAAUAAACCAUGUUUCAAUCACUCUAUUUUACGGGACCACACGAUUCAAGAAGUGCCUACACAAAUGCUUAAAAGGAAGAAAUAUGCAAGGAACAGUAGGAUUAAUAAAGCAUUUCAAAUUUGCCGACGAAAUAGGAUGAUGUGUACUAACAAUACUAUUCCUGUAAGACGAAGCACAAUUGCUGAUGUUAUGCGACUCAAUUCUACUUCUGAAUUGAAAAAGAAACAAAAACCUUUUCGACAUCAGCUUCCGAUUUUUACUGAAAACCAUGAGUAUGCGAGCGUCGUUUAUGACGCAGUAGCAGAGUUAUAUGGGGUGGCAGGAGCAAUAAAAAUGGCUAGGCCAUCGGUUUCUGGUGAGAAUGGGUGCAGCCAAUCUCAUGUUCAAAUCAAAACAGGAUCAGGACAAGAUUUUGAAAGCAUUACAGUUGGAUGGAAUGUAUGCCCGGAGUUAAAUGGUGAUAAUAACAUCAGACUAUUCCUUUUAUGGACAAGGGACGGGUAUCAGACGACAAAAUGUUACAAUUAUGAGUGUAAUGGAUUCGUUGCGGAAAACGACGAGGACAACGAGGACGAUGUCGUGCUAGGAGAUGAACUUGAGCCAUCACCUGCCCAUCCCGACAUUUAUGUGAAAAUUUGGAAGGAUCCAGUGCGACAAAUUUGGUCGUUGAUGAUUGAUGAUGAAGUGAUGGGCGAAUGGAGAAGGGAUAUAUUUCCUCGGUUGGGAGGUAUAUAUACGAGUGUAGAGUGGGGUGGUGAGGUAUCCAACAACAGGACACAAAUGGGGUCCGGUCGUUUUGAAAACGAGGAAGGCGCAUGUUAUAUUCGUAACUUAGAGAUCAUGACUUCGGGUAACUCCCACCAUCCCAUUGAAGUUCCAUUUGAAGAGCUUACGGAAAGGGAGACAAAUCCAGAAUUGUACAACGUCUCCAUUAAGCACAAUCGGCGUUACAUAUACUUUGGUGGCCCAGGCUUAACCGCAUGA
This is a messenger RNA of Tripterygium wilfordii, 1425 nucleotides long. RefSeq lists its product as uncharacterized. The coding region runs from base 1 to 1425 and encodes 474 amino acids. The record is from RefSeq and is a predicted model, not a curated record. NCBI's taxonomy places the organism in Eukaryota, Viridiplantae, Streptophyta, Magnoliopsida, Celastrales, Celastraceae. The transcript has 10 exons.